This is a messenger RNA of Fraxinus pennsylvanica, 1431 nucleotides long. The record is from the annotation of a GenBank genome assembly. NCBI's taxonomy places the organism in Eukaryota, Viridiplantae, Streptophyta, Magnoliopsida, Lamiales, Oleaceae.
AUGAGUAAAGAAGAGUUCUUGAAGAUUCAGACUUGUGUUCUUAAAGUCAAUAUACACUGUGAUGGGUGUAAGCAGAAAGUGAAGAGAAUCUUGCAGAAAAUUGAUGGGGUUUAUACUAUAAAGAUAGAUUCAGAGCAGGGGAAGGUCACGGUUUCAGGGAAUGUUGACCCAGCAACACUUAUCAAGAAGCUUGCUAAGAGUGGGAAACAUGCGGAGAUAUGGGGUGCACCCAAGCCCAGCAACAACAAUAACCAGAAUCAGUUCAAGAAUAUGCAAAUUGACAAUGCAAAAGGUGGGAAUAACAAGGGGCAGGGUGGUCAAAAGGGGGGUGGUAACAGCCAGCCAAAAGGUGUUCCACAGGGUGGUGGUCAAAACCCACAGCUUCAGCAACUUCAGCAGCUUCAACAAAUGAAAGGAUUUCCAGAUCUGAAAUUGCCACCUAAUUUUAUGAAUGCUAUGAAAAUGCCCCUCAAUAACAAGGACCAGAAUCCCAAAUCUGUCAAGUUCAACUUGCCUGAGGAUGAAGGUUUGACUGAUGAUGAGUUUGAUGAUGAAUUUGAUGACGACUUUGAUGAUGAUGAGUUUGAUGGUGAAGCUAUUGAGCCUGUGAAGAAGCCCUUCAUGGGCAAUGGUCAUGGGGCUGCCCAGAUGCCUAACAUGAUGAAUAAUAUGAUGAUGAAGGGUGGGGCACCUAAUGGUGGUGGUAAUAAUGGAGGAAAUGGUGGUAAUGGGAAAAAGGGGGGUGGUGGUGGAGGAAAUAUACCGAAUAUGGGUGGGGGUAACCAGAACCAAGGUGGUGGAAAGGGUGGCAAGAACGGUGGUGGUAACCAAAAUCAAGGUGGUGGAAAGGGUGGCAAGAAUGGUGGUGGGCAACCAAAUGGAGGUGGAAAUGGUCAAAGUAAGAACGGUAAUAAUGGCAAUGGCGGUGGUGGUGCUGCAAAUGGUAACAACACUAAUGCUAAUGUGGCCAAGAAAGGUGGAAUGAAUGAUGGAGUUCAUGGCAUGCCUAACAUUAUGGGUAUGAAUGCGGCUGGCAGUGUGGGCCAGAUGGGGAAUAUGCCCGUGGGCCAAAUGGGCCAGAUAGGUAAUUUAUCAGCCGUCCCGGGCCUACCGGCUUCGAUGGGUGGUGGUGGUGGAGCUCCUGCGGCCGCAGGAUACUUCCAAGGUGCUGGCCCUGAGAUGAUGGCCGGCAAUCCCCACUACCAACAACAAUUGGCUGCAAUGAUGAUGAACCAGCAACGAGCCAAUGGAAAUGAGAGGUUUCAGCCAAUGAUGUAUGCCCGGCCUCCACCUGCGGUCAAUUACAUGCCUCCAUAUCAACCACCUUACCCUUACCAGUAUCAGUACCCUUAUCCCCCUCCCCCAGGCGAUCGGGCUGAGCAAUACUCGAUGUUUAGCGAUGAAAACACAUCAAGCUGCAAUGUGAUGUGA